Molecule: messenger RNA, 1779 nt
Organism: Neospora caninum
Lineage: Eukaryota; Apicomplexa; Conoidasida; Eucoccidiorida; Sarcocystidae
Exons: 3
Coding region: 1-1779 (592 amino acids)
Biological process (GO): protein phosphorylation
Molecular function (GO): protein kinase activity; ATP binding
Source: RefSeq, a predicted model, not a curated record
AUGAGGGUCGGCGCGCUGUUCGCAGCAUUGUGCGCGGUCGAAGCAGGCGCGACUGUGGCGAGCGACUUGCACAUCGAGACGGCAUACCCUCCGCCUGUGGAAGCUUUGCGCUCGUCGCUGCUUCGAGUCCCCAGAGUCGAUGCUUCCAACGGACCACGCAUGUCUCCGUUGGAAGAGUCCCCCCAAGUGGAGUUCGGUGUCGGCCACCCAGGCGGGAGCAAUGUACCCAGACGCCUAGGGGAAAAGGAAGAAGUGGGCGACGGCCAAAGUCCGCUGCAGAACGCUCAACAGCUUUUGAGGAGUCCUGAUACACAGGAUAUCGGGUCGGCGCAUGCACGGCUUGGUCGUCUCUUGGAUGGACAGCAGAGACAACAGAGCGAACGUGCAUUUGCGGCCGAGCCUGUCGCCACCCCUGAUUCUGACACAGACACCGAGGUCGAUGAUAAAGUUGAGGAAACCGUGGGUGGGGCUCCAGAUGAGGCCGAGCGACCGCGUGCAGAGCGGCCGGUCCGCAACCGUGGUGGGGAUGCCCCACACCACGCCCAAGUUCCCGACCGCAACGCGGAGCUGUCUCGCUUCGGAGAGGGCUUCUCAAAUGAACACGAAGGAGUUAGCGACAGGAGGCUCGCAGAACUCGGAGCAGGUGCGGCGCUGGAGGGAGGUCCCCAAAUGGAUCUGGGCGGCAACAGUGGCCGCGGAGCUCGGCUGCUGCGGGCACCAGGGUGGACGAACAUUAUCGCCCUGGCAGCUGGAUUUCUCGUGUCUGCGUUCGGAUACAGCGCAUACACAUACGGCGGACCGAGGGUAGCUUUGCGAAUUCACAAGCUUCACCUGAAGAGGAAGAUGCCCCUUUCGUGGAACCGGUAUUUGAGCAAUUUGCCUGUACUGGAUGAGUCGCGUUUCGAGGAGUUCGAUAGCAUCAUGCAGUGGCUGAAACCCGGGGUGCGGCUGGUCAAGCGCGUGGCGCACGUGUCUUCGGCGCUCGCGGAUUUCUUGGGGUUGGACGAGGAGACGCGGCGGACAGGCAUUGUGAUAAAGGUCAAGUCUUCGAUGGGCGCUGAGGCACGGCGCCUGAUGUACGAAAUAAACGCGCACACGAACAUGGUUCCGCGGAAUCCUUUUUUUCUGCCGCUCAUCGGGGCGUUCCGGGGAACCAGCAACCGCGCGGUGUACCUGCUUCUCCCUCGCGCGCGCGCGGAUGUGGCUGACUAUGUGAAGGCACGGCCUUUCGACGUGGAUGUUCGCCUCGCUGCCGCCGAGAUGGUUUACGCGGAAUACAUUCUCCACGAGAGCGGCUUCUUGCACCGGGACAUCAAGGCGCACAACUUCUUCGUGGGCUUCGACGGCCACGUCCUGCUCGCGGACUUUGAAGGCGUCGGCGUGCUCCAGCAACGCACGCCCGUCGUCGGCACGCGGGGCUACUUUGCGCCGGAGCUGUCUCGGCCCACGGACCACACGGAGAAGUCCGACGUGUUUGCUCUCGGCCAAACGUUCAAGCGGAUCGCGAAGUACCUGGGGCAGGCCGUGCGCAUCCCGCGGCUCAACGAGUUCUGGUCCCUCGUCAAGAAGAUGACCGCGAAGGAUCCCAGGGACCGACCGACGAUGAAAGCGAUCAUGAGCGAUCCCUACUUUGACGGCAUCGAUUUUGCGCGCCUAGAGUUAAAAGACCAGGGUGUGCCCUUCAAGGGGGACUUCUCGAUCGACGUCCCCGACGCGGCCGGGCCGAUGUUCGUGCAGGCGAACGUCAGGGAGCGUGAGGAGGACAGACGAGAAGACUGA